AUGAUUUCUAUUUGGUUUGCGAAGGAAGCAGGAAAGAAAUUGAUCUGUUUUCUUCUGUUUGCUGUACUCUACAUUGCUACUUACUUCGUCAUCUCCAGAUAUAAAAAGAAAGCAGAUGACCAUGAAGAUGAAGAUGCUGUAGUCAAUCAGAUUUCGCUGUUCUUGAGCACCUUCACACUCGCUGUCUCAGCAGGGGCUGUGCUGCUUUUACCGUUUUCGAUUAUCAGCAAUGAAAUCCUUCUGUCCUUUCCCAAAAACUACUAUAUCCAGUGGCUAAACGGCUCUCUUAUCCAUGGGCUGUGGAACCUUGUUUCUCUCUUCUCAAAUCUCUGCUUGUUUGUGCUGAUGCCAUUUGCCUACUUCUUUCUGGAGUCUGAAGGUUUUGCUGGUUUAAAAAAGGGGAUUAAAGCCCGGAUCUUGGAAACUCUUGUUAUGCUAAUACUUCUGGGAUUACUGAUUUUGGGUAUAGUCUGGGUUGCUUCAGCCCUUAUUGACAAUGACGCAGCCAGUAUGGAAUCAUUGUAUGAUUUAUGGGAGUUCUAUCUUCCUUACUUAUAUUCCUGUAUUUCACUGAUGGGAGGUUUACUGUUGCUAUUGUGUACACCGGUUGGUCUUUCUCGGAUGUUUACAGUGAUGGGACAGCUACUAGUAAAACCCACGAUUCUUGAAGAUCUAGAUGAACAGAUUUAUGUUAUCUGUCUACAAGAAGAAGCAAUCCAGCGAAGGUUGAAUGGGAUGGCAUCCAGUGCAAAUUGUAAUGCAGUAGAACUGGGAGAAGAACUGGAUAAUGUACGAGUCAUGAAAAUGAAACUGGAGCGACGAAAAAAAGCAUCUGCAUGGGAGAGGAAUUUGGUUUAUCCAGUUGUAAUGCUAAUUUUAUUAGCUGGGACGACAAUAUCUGUUAUCUUGGUUGCUUUAAACAUCUUGUAUCUCCUGGUUGAUGAAACUGCAAUGCCUAAAGGAUCACAGGAACAAGGGAUAGGAAAUGCAUCUCUCUCCACCUUUGGUUUUGUGGGAGCAGCUAUUGAAAUUGUUCUUAUUUUCUAUCUUAUGGUGUCCUCUGUCGUUGGUUUCUACAGCCUUCGCUUUUUUGGAACUCUGACUCCUAAGAGAGAUGACACAACGAUGACAAAGAUAAUUGGGAACUCUGUUUCGAUCCUUGUGCUUAGCUCUGCAUUACCCGUUAUGUCAAGAACGCUGGGGAUCACAAGAUUUGAUCUCCUCGGAGAUUUUGGAAGAUUCAAUUGGCUUGGAAAUUUUUAUAUCGUAUUAUCCUACAACUUGUUGUUUGCUGUUGUCACGACACUGUGUCUAAUCAGAACAUUUACUUCUGCAGUACGUGAAGAGCUUUUAAAAGCAUUAGGUUUAGACAAGCUUCAGCUCUCACACAGCUCAAGGGACCCAGAAAAGGCAAAACAUCCAGCCAAUGGGCAUCAGAAGUCACUGUGAUACUACUGGAACAUGCAGUACAAAGACUGAAAAUCUCAUUUUUAUAACAUUCUGUACUGUCUUCACAGAGCAGCUGCACCUUAAUUUUAUUGACCAGUAUUUGCAGCUCUAAGAUUAUGACAAGCUGGUCAACAUGCUUCUGUUGGAAACUAAAAGCAGCUACUUCUGAGGCAGUCAGGAAGGAGUGCUUUUGAGGGUUAGAAGGAUUUGUGUGAAAUAUAGUCACAUUUCUGUAAUUUGUUUGGCAAGCACUCAUUGUCUGUCAGCUAGCAAAAAAAUUGCAAAAUCCUGCACCUGUUAUUUUGCAAAAAAGAAAAGCCCAACACUGAGGGUUUGAAGUUUUAGUGCAAUUCACCAUCAUUCUGUCACUAAACAUGUCUUCCUUUUGAAAGCCUUUGAAUGCAAUAUGAAGUUGUACUUCUUUGGCGUUUGAAGUUCUAAGAUAACUGCAGGUAGUACAAUGUGUAAUGAGAAGCAUAUGGGAGGCUGAUCAUAGUGAUGUUUUUAUCCACUUAAAAUGCCUACUUUGCAUAUUGUGCGUCACUGCAGUCGCAGUAUGAUGUUUCCAUUCCACUUAUUUUAUAUUGGUAUGAUAGGCCUGUUCUAGAGACAAAGACAGCUAUGAAUUCCCCCUAAGGAAAAAGAAAAGUGCAGUUAAAAGCUCCAAGUAUCCCGAGUCCAUCAGGGCACUUGUGGUAAAACUACAGAAUCGCCUAGCUAAGAUCUUGAUUCAGACAAGAAAAGAAUCAUGAGGUGAGUAGGCAUUUUUGAGCCAUUUGAUGUAUUGUACAUUCCUUGAAAGGCAUUUGCCUGUAGCUUUAUUAAAAAUGUGUGGUUUGUAGGUAUUAAAAGACAUGCCCAUCUUUGUUUUGAGUAUAUGUAUAAAGAUUAGGCUUGAUACAAAGUGAAGGUUCAUCAAAACAUGGGCAUCAAAGGUAAACGUUGCUAAAAAGCUAACCUGGCAUAGUAUGAUAGUGUUUUUUUAUCUGAUUGUAUGCUUGAUGGCACAGAUGAGGCCUACAAAUCAGUAAGUUAUGCAGCAGGAUUAGUUGGCUUAUUAGUACACACAAUUCAAAACUGCUUUCAAACAUGUUCGGGCUCUAUGAUGUCAGCAUCAAGACCAGUGGUAUUAUGAUGAUGUAUGUUCUCUGUAGAAUGUCUGGCUACUCUUUUACCCAUCUUCACAAUGGCUAAUUUAUGAUUUUACAGUUCAUCAUAAUAUGUGUUGCUCAGUGUAUUACAGGGAUAAACUUUCUCUGUAGGCACACAAGAACAUUUUGAAAAGCAGUUUAACAGAUGUGGCACAUAUGCCUAGUAAAUGUGUUGAAAAAGCACAUCAUAGAAAUAUACAGAUUUCUGUGAACAAUUGCACUGUAUGUGUCCUAUAAAUGUUUUUCCUGUGAAAAGCCAACUAUGUAGCUUCCAUGUAGUUAUCCACUGUUUUGUAAUUACAAAUCUGUUUCUCAACUGUAUGUUUUUUUCAUUUUAGUUUACACAUUUGUCAGACUGUCUGUGAUGUACAGCAAAGUUUACAGUACUUUCUGUCUCCUGAUCAUUGGAGAUGUAUUGUUUGAAUUAAAUAAGUGCUGCCUGAGCCUUAA
Protopterus annectens (West African lungfish) is the source of this 3050-nucleotide messenger RNA. It is a transcript of the gene LMBR1, whose product is annotated as limb development membrane protein 1. Gene Ontology annotation, biological process: signal transduction. NCBI's taxonomy places the organism in Eukaryota, Metazoa, Chordata, Ceratodontiformes, Protopteridae. The record is from RefSeq and is a predicted model, not a curated record. Gene Ontology annotation, molecular function: transmembrane signaling receptor activity. The transcript is spliced from 17 exons. Bases 1 to 1449 code for a protein of 482 amino acids.